Messenger RNA from Fusarium poae, 1464 nucleotides. RefSeq lists its product as uncharacterized. The transcript has 7 exons. Bases 1 to 1464 code for a protein of 487 amino acids. The record is from RefSeq and is a predicted model, not a curated record. NCBI's taxonomy places the organism in Eukaryota, Fungi, Ascomycota, Sordariomycetes, Hypocreales, Nectriaceae.
AUGCUUCCAUUUAAAGCUGUUAUUACGCUCCUGUGGUUUGGUGCAGUCAGCGCGUUCCCUGCUAGCCAAGGCCUUGAUAAAAGAGCAACGGGUAUGGACAAUCUGAAGCCGACUACCAUCUCAGUCUGCAAAAUUGGUGACCGAAACCUUCUAGCCUUGAAAAGCCACAAGGCCGAUGGAUCAGCUUUCUGCUCAACAUAUCUUCAAACCACCAAGACUUCAACCAUCACACCUGUUGCUAGCGCCACAACGACAAAAUGGAUGACAAGGUCUGUAAGGCUAGUUGUUAUUCAAAAGGUCCACUUCAUAGUCAAACACAUCUCCAGAAUUAAAGUAAUGAGGACGGCGUCUACAACAAUCACAAAGACAAAAACCAUCAGUGUCACCGAUGUUGGGACCAAGAAGGUGACAGGCACGAGAACAGACAAGAUAAUGAAUACAGACACGGCUCAAGUGACCAAGACGGGUACAGCCCAAAUCACGAAAAGGGUCACUCGGCAUUUUACUAUCACGGCCACAGCUACCGUCUACACGACAUCUACCCGGGACGUCACAAGGACUAGUACCAUGCAGCUUACUGAAGAAGCUCCAACUACAAUCACUGUCACUCGCACAGAGGAAGCUGCGACAACGAUAGUGCCAGUCCCGUAUAUCUGUGGCGCUAGAGGCCUUUGGACUCGACAAUAUAUUAUUUCUAGUGGUGACAGCUCAUCUGACUUCGGCUCAUUCAGCUUAUGCAAGGCAUUCUGUUCAACCAAGCCCGGAGCUAUGAGCUUUGCUUAUGGCCUUGGCGGUUGUAUAUGCUUUAGUGCCCUGACGUACGUCCAUUUGAGCAGGAUCCCCGAUUACGACAUCUUUCUUUCCGAUCUAGCUUGCCCUGCAGAAACAAAGCCUCUCAAACGAGCCGCGCAGGUCAACAAAAGAAUUCCUGCAUACCUACCACUCAAGGGUGCUAGCGAUGUAAGCAGGGCUUGUUCAUGCCAUAUCACCAACAGACCAGCUGCGCCAGCUACUUCAACAGUAAAAGCCCUCAACGCCAAGCUGGUCACAGUGACGAGUCAUAUAAAGGUUUAUAAUAAGAGAAGGAAAUAUAUAACUACGACCUUUCGCAGAACCGUUGAUUUAACCUACUUCAAGACUACAACCAAGACAGGCUACAACACAGUAACCAUUACAAACCGCCAAAGUGCUACAGUCACUCAACCUGUUACUGUCACCGUCACCCAUGUCAAGACGGUGACUGUCACUCACGUCAACAGCGUCCAGGUUACAAAUCACAACACUAUCUAUACUACCAACAUCAAUACUGCCUUGGAAACUGAUCUACAAACGGAGAUUGUUACUGAAGUAGAUAUUUAUACCGUCACUGAGCACGAAACAAUUCCUGUGACCGUCACCAAGGCUGAAGUGAUAGAGCCGCCGCUGGUGACUGUUUAUGUGGCAACCACAACCAUUUAUGGGUAG